Molecule: messenger RNA, 2038 nt
Organism: Camelina sativa (false flax)
Lineage: Eukaryota; Viridiplantae; Streptophyta; Magnoliopsida; Brassicales; Brassicaceae
Product: putative polyamine transporter At3g19553
Biological process (GO): transmembrane transport
Cellular component (GO): membrane
Molecular function (GO): transmembrane transporter activity
Source: RefSeq, a predicted model, not a curated record
CAAUUAUACAAAGAUAUUUUUCAUCUAACGUCACAUUCAAUCUUGAAUCUGAGAUGGGAAACUUGUUCAACUUGUUAAUCUUACCAAUCAGUUCCGUCUCCUUCCUCUGCAUUAACUAUUAAGAUUCAUCAGAGAGAAUCAGAGAGAGAGAGAAACAGAGAUCCAUUUCAUCAAUUCGACUAAGCUAGCUUGUGUGAUUGCACCAAUCCCACUUCGAUCUACACAGCAAUCACCGCGAGCUCUGUCUCUCUGUCUCUCUCUCUGUAUCGGUGGUAUUUGAUUGAUGGGUGAAGAGAUAAUAGUAAACGAUGAAACCAGCUCUGAGACUAAACCAAGUCCGAAGCUGACACUAUUGCCUCUAGUCUUUCUGAUUUUCUAUGAAGUUUCUGGUGGACCUUUUGGUGUGGAGGACUCUGUGAAAUCAGGUGGUGGUCCUCUCUUAUCCCUUUUAGGGUUCUUGAUUUUUCCUCUGAUUUGGAGUAUACCCGAAGCUCUGGUUACAGCAGAGCUUGCCACAAGCUUCCCUGAGAAUGGUGGCUACGUUGUUUGGAUCUCUUCAGCGUUUGGUCCGUUUUGGGGAUUCCAAGAAGGGUUUUGGAAAUGGUUCAGUGGAGUUAUGGAUAAUGCUCUGUACCCUGUACUGUUUCUUGAUUACCUGAAACAUUCGUUUCCGGUUUUGAAUCAUGUAGCUGCUCGUGUUCCUGCUCUGUUAAUCAUUACGUUUUCACUGACUUAUUUGAACUAUAGAGGAUUGCAUAUUGUUGGAAUAUCAGCUGUUGUGCUAGCGAUUUUUUCGCUCUGUCCUUUCGUUGUAAUGGCUUUGCUUGCUAUUCCUCGAAUCAGGCCUAAGCGUUGGCUGGUUGUGGAUACUAGGAAGAUUAACUGGAGAGGGUACUUUAAUACCAUGUUUUGGAAUCUGAACUAUUGGGACAAAGCUAGUACUCUUGCAGGAGAAGUUGACAGUCCUGGGAAGACGUUUCCAAAGGCUUUGUUUGGAGCGGUUUUGUUAGUCAUGGGGUCAUAUUUGAUUCCCCUCAUGGCAGGGACUGGAGCUUUAACCUCCUCUUCUGAAGAGUGGAGUGAUGGGUAUUUUGCUGAGGUUGGAAUGCUUAUUGGUGGUGUUUGGCUCAAGGGAUGGAUCCAAGCUGCUGCUGCAAUGUCUAAUCUUGGUUUGUUUGAAGCCGAGAUGAGUAGUGAUGCGUUUCAGCUUCUCGGUAUGAGUGAGAUUGGGAUGCUCCCUGCAUUUUUUGCUCAAAGGUCAAAGUAUGGGACACCAACGAUCAGUAUACUGUGCUCAGCUACAGGAGUCAUAUUCCUGUCGUGGAUGAGCUUCCAAGAGAUCAUUGAGUUUCUGAAUUUCUUGUACGCGUUAGGAAUGCUUUUGGAGUUCGCAGCCUUUGUCAAACUAAGGAUUAAGAAACCGGAUCUCAACCGACCUUAUAGAGUUCCCUUGAACACAUUUGGAGUUUUCAUGCUAUGCCUGCCUCCUUCUUUGCUUGUCAUUCUUGUGAUGGUUUUGGCCGCCCCGAGGACAUUUCUUAUCAGUGGCGUGAUUAUCAUUCUCGGGUUCUGCCUGUACCCGCUCUUAACACUUGUGAAGGAGAAACGAUGGGUGAGAUUUGUCCCGGAGGAAACAAGAACAGUUUCAGGAGUUCCAUCAGGAGAGUCAGGGUUGGAUGAAGAACAAGGAGAUGAGUCUUCUGCUAGUCUUCUCCCAUGAUCACACAUUCACACCACCUGUAAAAAGACAAACCAACAACAGUUGGUGAUUCUUGCACAAAUCUUUAAAGGCGCAUGGUAAGUCUUGUAUAGAUUGUAAAAAAUGCAAUUUAUUUAUGUCUUGCUCAACUUCUGGUUAAAGUACAGAAAACAAUACAAGAAAGUAUUGUAGAAGCAGGAGGGGUUCUGAGUAAAUUAAAUUGUCUAAAGCAUGUAUUGCUUAUUGUUACAGAAUGUAUAUACACAUAAGACUUAAAUUUGUUGAUAUCUGCCUACAUUUUCUAAUUUUCAAUUCUUGGAUUUAAAACAUUUGUACUUU